AAUUUAUUUUUCUUUUUCAAAUGGCGAAACAACAGUUGUCAAGAGCUUGAUUCCAAAUGAUAGAGCGUUUACUAAAAAUUAAGGAAAAAAUAAAAAAUAAAUAAAUUCGUCGGGAAAACGAAGAAAUACAGAGGAAUAACUUAAGUAUUUUGUGAAAAUUAUUACCUCUACCAUAAUGGCCGCCUUAUUUCCACCUGCUUCAAUGCUCAGAAAAGGCAGUCUUCAACCACCUAGUCCAGAAUACUAUGGGACACCUAGACUAACUAGGGCAUCGACUGGGCAACUGUGGCAUUUACUAAGAGGAAAUGCAUCUUUAAAUGAUACUACGACUUCUAUUUUAAGAAAUUCCUGGAACUCAUCAGACGGAAAUAUUGAGUCGACAGAGCUUCGACGAGGAAGUUCAAGUUCAUCUUUGAAACCUGGAAGUCCUUGUUUGUCAAGCGCAGAUGAAUAUGAUUUUAUUAUUCCUCGGUCACACAGUCUACAACGUCAAUUAAAUCUUGCAAACACUCCCGUCGACUUGGGAAAGCUAGACAUUAACCAAUAUAUUGCAUCUGAGGAGGUCGACCAAGAAUAUGCUUUUCAAACAAAGAUAGGCCAUAUUACAUUCAGCAUAAACUAUAAUAAAGAUGAAGGAAAACUAAAAAUUACUUUAAAAUCGACAGAAAUUUUUUUGAAGCCUAGCGCAAGUGUUAUUGGGUGCGAUUGGAGUUGCGAGCCAGUGACUUUUAUGGAUUUUUUUCCUAAUAUUAAAAGACCUUUAGAAAUUAGUUACGGUGUUGAAAACAGUCUUAGUUUAAAAAAAGAAGAAUUAAGUGAUAAAACGUUACGGUUUAGCAUAUAUGAUGUUAAAAGGAAGCAUAACCGCUUAGCUAUUGGUCACGUACUUUUUCCACUUCGCGAAAUUUCUGAUGUUGAAAAAGUUAAUAUUUUUUCUAAAAAGAUUAACUUUUAUUCUCAGCCCGCAGGAUUUAACAAGGGGAGCAUUGAAAUAUCUUUAGCAUGGAUAUCUUUAGCACAAAGACUUGAUAUAAAGAUUGGGCAAGCUAGCAAGUUAAAGUCUCCGUAUGGCGCUGAAGGAAAUGAUCACUACGCUAAACUUGAUGUGUUUAUAUUUGGAAAGAAAGAAAAAUCGUUCAAAACCUCGACGCAAAAAGCAAAGCCUGAUAUAAACUUUCGAGAAAAAUUUUCUGUACCAUUAAGUUCGUCUCAACUUAAAGAUUCAACAAUUGCAUGCAGUAUUUACAUGAAGCAUACAAUGAAAAAGAUGAUUUUAAAUAAGAUUUUAACAGGAAAAACUAUAAUUGGACCAUACAUGUUGCGCGGCGAAAAAACAUUUACUCAGUGGGAAAACGUAAUAGCAAACCCAUCACAAGAAUUUACUGAAGUUCAUACUCUGUAUUUGUAGAUAAGGAGGUUUUUGGAUUAAAGUGUGAGCAAAUUGGACGUUAUUCAUUAAGUUAAUGAAUGAAUGAUAAACUUAAAGUUGCAAUAAUGAUAGCGAAACUUUGGGUUCUUAAACUAAAGAUGAAUAAAAACAAAAAACAACAACAUACAAACAAAUUACUUGAGUGAAAGUUAUAAAAAAUUGUACGUUUUUAAAUAAUUACAAUUUUUUAUUUUCCGAAAAAGAGUUAACAUGCUUUACUUUUAUAUCAAUUAUUUAAAAACAUGGUCUAUGCUGUUACACAAUCAUUUCAAUCUCCUCAGCCCCACAAAAUUGUACUUAUUCAAGAUUCAAAAAAUUCGAAAUGGUUCAUUUGUAGAAGACAAACUAUGAAAAGACAAGUUUUAAAUUUUUAAACCCUGUUAUUUAUUUUAAAAUUAUUAUAGAAUUAAUAUUAGAAAUAA
Hydra vulgaris (swiftwater hydra) is the source of this 1851-nucleotide messenger RNA. RefSeq names its product synaptotagmin-15. Gene Ontology annotation, molecular function: calcium ion binding; phosphatidylserine binding; syntaxin binding. Gene Ontology annotation, biological process: calcium ion-regulated exocytosis of neurotransmitter; regulation of dopamine secretion; synaptic vesicle endocytosis. Gene Ontology annotation, cellular component: exocytic vesicle; plasma membrane. The record is from RefSeq and is a predicted model, not a curated record. Lineage: Eukaryota; Metazoa; Cnidaria; Hydrozoa; Anthoathecata; Hydridae.